Molecule: messenger RNA, 1016 nt
Organism: Hippoglossus stenolepis (Pacific halibut)
Lineage: Eukaryota; Metazoa; Chordata; Actinopteri; Pleuronectiformes; Pleuronectidae
Product: sialidase-3-like
Exons: 1
Biological process (GO): oligosaccharide catabolic process; ganglioside catabolic process
Cellular component (GO): lysosome; membrane; cytoplasm
Molecular function (GO): exo-alpha-sialidase activity
Source: RefSeq, a predicted model, not a curated record
AUGGCUGAAAUACAUGUGAAUAUUCAGAACUAGAUUGACUUUUUAUUUUGUUAUUUUAUUUACACACCUCUGAAUUGCGUCUUUUCUAGUGGACGGAGCUAAAAGAAGUGAAAAAUGCACUUUGUUGUUGCCACCGUACCAUGAGCCCCUGCCCAGUGUAUGAUGAUAAGAAUAACAAACUGUACCUGUUUUUCAUCUGUGUUCAAAAUUAUUACUCAGAAAACUAUCAGAGACGUUAUGGCUGCAACAAGGCUCUGCUCUGCUAUAUCACCACUGAAAAUGAUGGUGAAAAGUGGAGCACGAUGACAGAUUUGACUCCAAAUCUGCACGAAAUCUGUGACUGGGCCACAUUUGCUGUCGGGCCGGCCCAUGGUCUUCAAACACAGAGCGGCAGGUUGAUUGUUCCUGUCCAUGCUUUUCCAAAUAAGCCAGGCUCCUGUUGCUGUUUGAAAGGUUGGGCCUCUACAUCAUAUACAAUCGUCCUGCACGCUGAUCAUCCAUACACAAAGUGGCAGUUUGAUAACAUGCUUCAAACCGAAUAAGGUGAAUUUCAAAUGGCAGAGCUCUUAGAUGACAAAGGCAAAGAUGUUGUCUACUGCAACGCCCGUAGUAAGAGGGGCCAUCGAGUGGAAGAUGUCAGUCAGAACGAGGGUGUCGAUUUUGCCAACCAGACCGGCAAUAAGGGGAGUGAGAAGCUUGUUGAAACGGCUUCAGGUUGUCAGGGUAGUGUGGUCUCCUUUCCAGCUCAAAGUGAAGAUGCAGAUACGAGGGAUGAAGACAACAGCUACAAAACCUGGCUGCUCUUCACCCACCCAACCGAUAAGACAAAAAGGGUUAAUUUAGGAGUGUAUCUGAACAAAUCCCCACAGGAUCCAAAUAAAUGGAGCGACCCCUGGAUCAUUAACAGUGGAACCAGUGGUUACUCAGACCUGGCUUAUAUUGGUAAGGGUUGGUUUGUGUGUCUUAUGGAGCAUGGGGAGGGAAAAGAACUGAACCAGAUAUCUUCAGAUGUUUAG